UUUAGUUCUAGGCGGGAACCCCGCCGUCCAUUCAUCGAUUCAAGCAUCCAACUUUGCGCACUCGCAAACUAAAAUCAUUAAAAAAAAAAAAACUACAAUCUAUUCAAGUUAUACUCUUAUUUCAUGGUAUUUCCCAAUGGUUAAACACGCAACACUUUCACCUUGUCGGUCGACCAGGUUCUUGUCCAUACAUCAGGUUUAGUUAUCAAUUGAAAUUCGCAAGAACUAUACAACAAGAUUUAACCGAUUUUUCAUCUCUCUCGCUCGGCGUUCGGCUUCUAUCCCGAUCCCUCUGGCUGGAUCUAACCCUGGAUCAUAUCUGGAGCGGUGUCGGUGUGAAACAGGUGGCAAAUUUCGCGUGUUGAACGGCUAUUUGUUUCGUCAAAAAAGGGUCCAAGUCGAGAGAGGCUGUUUUAAAAAAAAAGUUUUUACGCAUCCAGAAAAUGACCAGCGUAGCAGAAAUUUUGAAUUAUAAGAAAAAUGACAUGGAGGAUUAUUAUGCCAUUUUGGGAUGCAAUGAAAAUUCUUCUGUCGAGCAAAUAAAUCAGGAAUACAAAAUUCGAGCCCUGCAAUGUCAUCCAGAUAAAAAUGCCGGAGACAAGGAGAUGGAAGAGAAAUUCCAGCUUCUCAAUGAAGCCAAAGAAACGCUCACAAACCCCGAGAAAAAGGCCCUUUAUGACAAGUGGAAAAAUAGCGGCAUCUCCAUGGGCUACAAACAGUGGUUGGGAAUGAAGGAUCACGUUCAACAGUCUAUGCAUUGGUCAACUCCGAAAACCAAAGAUCGCAUGCUCGAAACCGGUGGCAAUUCCGGCCCGUCCAGUCUCGGAUCCACCACGACGGCCGGACACCGUCGAGCGUCCGAGGGUGGCGCCAAUUUACAUUGGGGAGGUCGAGGUGGACCGGCUUGGGGCGCAGCAGGCGCAGACGCUCACAGCGAAGUUGCUGCUUUGUGGUCACCUUCAAAAAUCAAAAAAGCUGCCGAGGCUACUGAGACACGUGCAUCUGGAGGUUCUGGCCCGUCAAGUCUUUCAGUGGGUGGAUCGCCAGGAUCUUUUAGACGAGCAUCUGAAGGUGGAGCGAAUCUAUUAAUGAAGACGAGAAAAAAUAUCAAUAAUCCUUCUGAAAAAUCUAAUCAAAUUUAAAGUACUUAGGCUGGUUUUUAAGUUUUCGGUAUCUACCACAAAACAAUAUAUUUUUCUCAAAAUUAUGUUGAAAUUUAAUGCAAAUCUAUUAA
Molecule: messenger RNA, 1234 nt
Organism: Ceutorhynchus assimilis (cabbage seed weevil)
Lineage: Eukaryota; Metazoa; Arthropoda; Insecta; Coleoptera; Curculionidae
Source: the annotation of a GenBank genome assembly